Messenger RNA from Aedes aegypti (yellow fever mosquito), 3036 nucleotides. It is a transcript of the gene Gp93, whose product is annotated as endoplasmin. The coding region runs from base 176 to 2563 and encodes 795 amino acids. Gene Ontology annotation, molecular function: ATP-dependent protein folding chaperone; ATP binding; ATP hydrolysis activity. Gene Ontology annotation, biological process: protein folding. The transcript is spliced from 2 exons. Lineage: Eukaryota; Metazoa; Arthropoda; Insecta; Diptera; Culicidae. The record is from RefSeq and is a predicted model, not a curated record.
CAUUCAUAUUCGUAGUCUUGGUCUAGAAUCGGUCGCCGAAAGAAGUGCAGAGGAACGCCACGCCACGUCCAUCCAUUCGAGAAGAAAGAAGUUUUCUGGACCGAAAAUUGUGUGAUUUGUUGUGCCGGGAACAAUAAUUACAGCACGCAAGUGUUGCACCGGAAAGGGCGCUACCAUGAAGUACCUGCUGCUUCUGAUUGUGGGAGUUUUCCUGUUUGCAGGAAUCUCCUCGGUCCGCGCGGAGGACGAUGCUGACAUCGAGGACCUACCGGUCGUCGAGAUGAACCUGGGCGCCUCCAAGGAGGGUUCCCGAACCGAUGCCGAAGCCGUACAGCGCGAAGAGGAAGCCAUCAAACUGGACGGCCUGAACGUAUCCCAGAUCAAGGAACUGCGCGAAAAGUCGGAAAAGUUCACCUUCCAGGCCGAGGUCAACCGGAUGAUGAAGCUGAUCAUCAACUCGCUGUACCGCAACAAGGAAAUCUUCCUGCGUGAGUUGAUCUCGAACGCUUCGGAUGCUCUGGACAAGAUCCGUCUGCUGUCGCUCACCGAACCGGGCGUGUUGGACUCGAACAGCAACCUGGAGAUCAAGAUUAAGGCCGAUAAGGAUGGCAAGGUGCUGCACAUUAUCGAUACCGGUAUCGGCAUGACAAAACAGGAUCUAGUCAACAAUUUGGGAACGAUCGCCAAGUCCGGAACGGCCGAUUUCCUCUCGAAGAUGCAGGAAACGAAGACGGAGACGCAGGAUGUCAACGACAUGAUUGGACAGUUCGGUGUCGGUUUCUACUCGGCUUUCCUGGUGGCUGAUCGCGUGGUCGUUACCACAAAGCACAACGAUGACGUUCAGUACAUCUGGGAGUCGGAUGCCGCCAGCUUCAGCAUCGUUGAAGAUCCUCGUGGAAACACUCUCCAACGUGGUUCGCAAAUCUCGCUGCACCUGAAGGAAGAGGCCCAGGACUUCUUGGAGGAGGACACCGUCAAGCAGCUGAUCAAGAAGUACUCGCAGUUCAUCAAUUUCCCCAUCUACAUGUGGACGAGCAAGGAGGUUGAAGAGGAAGUUCCAGUCGAGGAAGAGGUCACCGAAAAGCCCGAGAAGAAGGACGAAGAUCUGACCGAGGAAGAGGACGGAAAGGUUGAGGAAGAGGCCGAAGAAGAGAAGCCAAAGACCAAGAAAAUCAAGAAGACCGUUUGGGACUGGGAAGUCAUGAACGACAGCAAGCCAAUCUGGACGCGUAAGCCGAAUGAUGUGACGGACGAAGAGUACACCGAGUUCUACAAGAGCCUGACCAAGGACACUUCGGAUCCAUUGACGCACACUCACUUCGUCGCCGAAGGUGAAGUGACCUUCAAGUCGUUGCUGUUCAUCCCGAAGGUCCAGCCAUCGGAGAGUUUCAACAAGUACGGAACCAAGUCGGACAACAUCAAGCUAUACGUGCGACGUGUGUUCAUCACCGACGAGUUCAACGACAUGAUGCCCAACUACCUGAACUUCAUCCGUGGUGUUGUCGAUUCCGACGACCUCCCGCUGAACGUUUCUCGUGAAACGCUCCAACAGCACAAGCUGAUCAAGGUCAUCAAGAAGAAACUUGUCCGCAAGGCACUCGAUAUGAUCAAGAAGCUGGACAAGGAAACGUACGACAAGUUCUGGAAGGAGUUCUCCACCAACAUCAAGCUCGGCAUCAUGGAAGACCCCAGCAAUCGGUCGCGUCUGGCCAAACUGUUGCGCUUCCAGUCGUCUAACAGCAAGAGCUCCAAGGAAUACACCAGCCUGUCCGAUUACGUCUCCCGCAUGAAGCCAAAGCAGGAACACAUCUACUUCAUUGCCGGUUCCAGCCGUGCCGAAGUCGAGAAGACUCCAUUUGCCGAACGUCUGCUUUCGCGUGGCUACGAAGUCCUCUAUCUGGUCGAAGCCGUCGACGAAUACUCCAUCUCCGCUCUGCCCGAAUUCGAUGGCAAGAAGUUCCAGAACAUUGCCAAGGAAGGUUUCGUGCUAAACGAAUCGGACGAAGCCAAGGCCAAGUUCGAUGAGCUGAAGACCGAAUUCGAACCACUGCUGAAGUGGUUGAACGAUGUCGCUCUCAAGGACAAGAUUGCCAAGGCUCUGGUAUCGGAACGUUUGUCCAACUCCCCUUGUGCCCUGGUCGCUUCCAUGUUCGGCUGGACCGGAAACAUGGAACGUCUGGCUCUGGCCAACGCUCACCAGAAGACCGACGAUCCUCAACGCCAGUACUACCUGAACCAGCGCAAGACCCUCGAAAUCAACCCUCGCCAUCCUUUGAUGCGGGAAUUGCUGCGCCGCGUGGAAGCCGAUUCCGACGAUGUCGUCGCCAAGGAUAUGGCCGUGCUGAUGUUCAACACCGCCACUCUGCGGUCCGGAUUCCAGCUGCCGGAAACGGCCGACUUUGCCGACAGUAUCGAGCGAAUGAUGCGCCAAACGUUGGGAGUGUCCCAGGACGAACAGCCGGAACCGGAGGAAUUUGUCGAGGAGGACAGCGCCGACGCGGCCUCCCAGGAAGAGGAGGAAGAGGUCAACGCCGAUGAUGACGCCGAGCAUGACGAACUGUAAAAUCUACACAAAUCAAGGAUGGACGUGAAGGAAUGACUGGAGGGCGUGAAUGUGCGAGGACGGAUGAAUGUGUAGAAAGGACUGAUUUUAAACCGAUAAGCGCGUCCUGUAAUUCCAAGUUAGUCGAGGGUAGGAGCAUAUUUUUGUUGCUCCGCUUGACCCUACAGAGUUAAGCCGUGUCCGUACGUUAUAGUGAUUAGUAACUAAUUUGCAUUUCGUAUAAUAGCCGAAGGACAGUGUUCUUUUGUUUAGUUUUUCUUUGUUUUGGUUUAUUAAAAUGUGUUUCAAACAUAUAGAAUUGUAUAUUUAUUGAGCUGUACAAAACAAGAUCAUCACCGGAGAAUUUUUGUUUGGUGUCCGUGCAAAGCGAUGAUCCAGCCGUAUGAACAUCUAGAUUCUAUUCAAAUUGAUGGUAGCAUAAAUAUAUGUGAGCGGAUGAGUUGAAAAAAAUAAAUGAUGUAUGAAAUAUGGAA